Messenger RNA from Rhizophagus irregularis DAOM 181602=DAOM 197198, 539 nucleotides. RefSeq lists its product as uncharacterized. Gene Ontology annotation, cellular component: mediator complex. NCBI's taxonomy places the organism in Eukaryota, Fungi, Glomeromycota, Glomeromycetes, Glomerales, Glomeraceae. Gene Ontology annotation, molecular function: transcription coregulator activity. The record is from RefSeq and is a predicted model, not a curated record. Gene Ontology annotation, biological process: regulation of transcription by RNA polymerase II.
UAUUGACAUCCAUGAUCUCCGAUCUUCUAUCUCGUCUUAUCUUUUUUGAUCAACAAACCUAAAAUUGCGCACAGUAUAAAUAGUCACCAAGUUUUAGCUUUUUCUAUUUAAUUUUUUUUUUACAAUGUCAUUGACUCAAAAACCGGAAACUCUAAAACAGUCAAAUUUAUCUGACCUGUCAAUCCCCUUUUCUGUUUUACCUAGUCCUUUCCAGACAGUUUUAGUGAUUAAUGCCACACAACACCAACAUGCUAUUCAAAAGGUCGCUGAAAUUGAUCAAGAAGUAAGAAAUGCUGGUGUUAAUCUAACAUUGAUUGCAGAGGUGACAAAAGAAGAAAAAAUUGAAUAUUCAAACCUUAUGGCAGAUUUGAUUCCAUUGUACGCCAAAAUCAAUAGAUUGAUCCCACUACAUUAUAUUAUUUCCAAGAAUAGUGAUGCAGCAACACGGAAUCUUAUAGCUAUGGUAAUCAAUAGUUUUUUAUUUAUAACCUCCUAAUCGUAAGAUUACAUCACUAUUUGAUUACACGUCUAUCUUAUUU